AUGCCACUGAAGAAGAAGAUCUCCAUUGAUUACGUUAUGGAGAAGGCAUCGGGGCCUCAUUUCUCCGGCUUCCAUAGCCCAACCGCCACCGCCUCAUCCUCCCCCUUUUCCGACGCCAAUGCUCCCAAUCCGCCCUUCGUCAUCGGCGUUUCAGGAGGUACUGCUUCUGGUAAGACUACCGUCUGUGAUAUGAUCAUCCAACAGCUUCACGAUCACCGUGUUGUUCUUGUAAAUCAGGACUCGUUUUACCGUGGUUUAACUGCUGAAGAGUUAAAACGCGUUCACGAAUAUAAUUUUGAUCAUCCUGAUGCUUUUGAUACUGAGCAGCUUCUGGAUUGUGUUCUGAUGCUCAAAAGUGGGCAAUCUGUUCAGGUCCCAAUCUAUGAUUUUAAGCAUCACCAACGGUCUUCAGAUAGUUUUCGACAGGUGAAUGCUUCUGAUGUCAUAAUUUUGGAAGGAAUUCUUGUUUUCCAUGAUCAGCGUGUUAGGAACCUUAUGAAUAUGAAGAUUUUUGUUGACACAGAUGCUGAUGUGAGGCUUUCUCGUAGAAUAAAACGAGACACGGUUGAUAGGGGUAGGGAUGUAAGCUCUGUUCUUGAACAAUAUGCAAAGUUUGUCAAGCCUGCCUUUGAUGAUUUUGUUCUUCCAUCAAAGAAGUAUGCUGAUGUCAUCAUUCCCCGAGGAGGUGAUAAUCAUGUUGCCAUUGAUUUGAUUGUGCAACAUAUCUACACUAAGCUUGGUCAGCACGGUAUCUGCAAAAUAUAUCCCAAUGCAAAUGUAAUCCAGUCUACGUUUCAGAUCAGAGGAAUGCAUACUCUGAUUAGAGACCAGGAGAUUUCUAAGCACGAUUUUGUCUUUUAUUCAGAUCGGCUUAUUCGUCUGGUGGUGGAGCAUGGUCUUGGGCAUUUGCCAUUCAUCGAGAAGCAAGUAAUAACACCUACAGGAUCUAUAUAUACCGGGGUUGACUUUUGCAAAAAGUUAUGUGGUGUUUCCAUUGUUCGAAGUGGUGAAAGCAUGGAAAACGCCUUACGUGCAUGUUGCAAAGGAAUAAAAAUUGGAAAAAUUCUGAUUCACCGUGAUGGAGAUGAUGGAAAACAGCUUAUAUACGAGAAGCUUCCCAAGGAUAUUUCAGAAAGGCAUGUCCUCCUUCUGGAUCCUGUUCUUGCUACAGGGAACUCUGCUAACCACGCCAUCGAACUACUCAUACAGAAAGGAGUUCCGGAAUCUCACAUUAUAUUCCUGAACCUCGUCUCUGCACCAGAAGGAAUUCACUGUGUUUGUAAACGGUUCCCGUCCUUGAAAAUUGUCACGUCGGAAAUCGACAUCGCACUAAACGGGGAGUUCCGGGUCGUACCAGGUAUGGGUGAAUUUGGUGAUCGAUAUUUUGGAACUGAUGAUUGA
Molecule: messenger RNA, 1401 nt
Organism: Hibiscus syriacus
Lineage: Eukaryota; Viridiplantae; Streptophyta; Magnoliopsida; Malvales; Malvaceae
Product: uridine kinase-like protein 1, chloroplastic
Exons: 14
Coding region: 1-1401 (466 amino acids)
Cellular component (GO): chloroplast; cytoplasm
Molecular function (GO): kinase activity; ATP binding
Source: RefSeq, a predicted model, not a curated record